AAAUGGAUUCUAAAACCAAUCCAAACCCUAUAUGUCGUCUCUCUCACCCGGCUCAUCCUCACACUCUCUCUCCUCGAACCUCUAAAGAAACCCCUAAAUCUGUUUGUUCCGUGUGUUCCAGAGAUAUGUUUGUGUGGGAAGAUGAUUUGUAUUACUCCUGCACCACCUGUGAUGUUGAGUUCCACAAAGAUUGUUACUCGGAGCCAAAGAAGCUAAUACACCCUUAUCAUCUCCAACACCCUCUCGAUCUCAUCGAUGGUAAGAACGAAUCCGAAGCUGAAUCUAAUAAAUGCACUUGGUGUGGAUCGAACCCAACUCGGUAUUACUAUCGUUGUUCCAUUUGUAGCUUUUGUUUAGAUGUUUCUUGCUCCUUUAGAUUCCCUCCUCUCACUAUCACAAACCCUAGAAGCCAUCACCAUCCUCUCUCUCUUUUUCCACGUCCCUUAUUAGUUCCAUGUGAUGCUUGUGGGUCAGUCAAUCGAUCUGAUCCAAGCUACGCUUGUUUUCAAUGCAACUACAUGGUCCAUGUGUCUUGUAUCAACUUACCACGAGUCAUUAAACUCACGCGCCAUCAUCAUCGUCUUUCUUACACUCCUUACCUCUCCCCUUCAAGUUGGUCAUGCCGUGUUUGCCACAAGAACGUUGACAACAAGAGAGAACUCGAAUGGGAGCCUGAAGAGCCAGAGAAUAGUGAAAACGCCGCGCCGUUCAAGAAGAUAGGUGAUGGUUUGAUAGAGUACUUCUGUCACGAACAUCAUCUAAGACUCGAGAAGUACAAAGAUCUUGAAGAUGAGGAUCAAGAACACAAGCAAUGUCAAGCCUGUGCUCUUCCUAUCGACUCGCGUGACUUCUACAAUUGUACACAAUGUGAUUUCUCUCUCCACGAGGUAUGUGCUAAUCUUCCUCGAGAACUGGAUCAUGCUUUGCAUAACCACAAGCUUUUCUUAGACACGUCUCCUCAAGAAGACUACGAUGACGACAUGAGUUGUUCUGUUUGUCAACAAAGGUUCAGUGGUUUCAGGUACAAGUGCAGAGACAAAAGUUGCUUGAUUAGGGAUAUAUUUCAAAUACACGUUGGAUGCAUUUCACUCCCUGACUAUUUCACACAUAAAAGCCAUGAACAUCCUUUAUGUUUCCCAAUCUUAGAACUCCGUUACAAAGAGAAGAUCAUAUGCAAGGUUUGCAAGAAACACUGUUUGCUAUAUCACCUACAGUGUAGUACUACAUGCGAAUUCGAUUUGUGUUAUCGUUGCGCUACGUUUCCUAGCGAGGUACGUUACAAUCACGAUGAGCAUCCUCUCUCUCUUUGCUACGGAGAAGAAACCUCUGAUGGGAACAAGUAUUGGUGUGACAUAUGUGAGAAAAAACUAGACUCAACAGAAUGGUUCUACACAUGCAACAAAUGUUGUGUCACUAUCCACCUCGAUUGCAUAUUCAGUUCUUCCAUUUACAUGAAGCCCGGUUUCACAUUCCGUUACAUUACUUUCAACGUGAAAGUUCUUCGCAACAACAGUAACACUCGGCCUAUUUGUGAUGGAUGUGAGCAUCGUUGCUCGGCUCAUGUGUGCUACGAAGUCCACUGGUACAACAGGUAUACGCUUGUUUCUUGUUCUUUAGAGUGUCUAGAACAGAGGAUUGAUGGUUCUCUAAAAAAGAAGAUUCGUAAUCGAAAGUUGUCUUUGUAACAUGAUCAAGUCUUUUUUAUUCCUUGUACUUUCUUUAUCUGUAUUACCAGUUGCAGGAAUAAUAUUUUGUAUCUCUCUGAUUUUCAUUUGUCUAAUAAUUAUAAUUCAAAAAACUUAUACGAUGUUAUUG
This is a messenger RNA of Thlaspi arvense, 1815 nucleotides long. NCBI's taxonomy places the organism in Eukaryota, Viridiplantae, Streptophyta, Magnoliopsida, Brassicales, Brassicaceae. The record is from the annotation of a GenBank genome assembly.